GAAAGACUGACUAAAAUUCUUCAGCGGUCUCCAAGUCUUUCUUGUUUCUUCCUCUUAUACAAUCUCCUCACCAUGUCUUCAUCCCCCCAAGCCCAAGCCCUCGCGGGUAAAACCGCCAUCAUAUCCGGUUCCUCCGCCGGCAUAGGCGCCGCAAUCGCGCAGGAAUUAUCGACCCGCGGCGCAAACAUCGUCCUGAACUACCCGUUCCCCAGCCAGAAAGAAGAAUGCGAACAGGUUGGCCAGGGACUCGGCGGCUCCUGGAUCGCCGUGGAGGCCGAUCUAUCGACGCUCCCAGGCCCCGCCUAUCUGGUGGAACAGGCCGUCAAGGCCUUCGGCGCCAUUGAUAUUCUCGUGAACAAUGCUGCUCGCGUCCCGCACCAGCCGGUGGGCACGAUUGAUCCGGAGACGUGGGAGGCGACGUUUCGAUUGAAUGUUCGGGGCACCUUGUUGCUCACCCAGGCCGCGUUGCCGCAUCUUCGGCCCCGCAAAGAACCGUCCUCCUCCUCGUCGCAGACGCACGGCGGAUCUAGGAUUAUCUGCAUCGGCUCAGGGACCAGUCGCUGGCCCGAGGACGGCAUGACCGUGUAUUCGUCUACCAAGGGGGCGCUGGAGUCGAUGGUCCGCGUGUGGGCGAAGGAGCUUCCGCCCAAGUAUGGAUGCACGGUGAACUGUGUUGCGCCUGGUCCUGUGAACACCAAGACCUUUCGCGAUGGAUGCGGUGAUGCGCUCGACGAGGUCCUGGAGCACUAUGCGAAGUUGACUCCGGCCGUGGGCGCGGUGGCCGAGCCGGAGGAUGUGGCGUAUGCGGUGGCAUGCCUGGCGGAUGAGAGAGCGAAGUGGAUUAAUGGACAGUAUAUCCAAGUGAAUGGAGGGAUGUUGAUGAGUUAAGAGUAGAGAUUGCUAUUCGCAUUACAUAU
Molecule: messenger RNA, 917 nt
Organism: Aspergillus ochraceoroseus IBT 24754
Lineage: Eukaryota; Fungi; Ascomycota; Eurotiomycetes; Eurotiales; Aspergillaceae
Product: SDR family NAD(P)-dependent oxidoreductase
Exons: 1
Coding region: 73-888 (271 amino acids)
Molecular function (GO): oxidoreductase activity
Source: RefSeq, a predicted model, not a curated record